GGUAGACAAAAUUAUAUAUAAAACUGUGUUUACUAAGCUAUUGAAUGAUUCUAUUCAAAAAUAUUCUUUUUUAUUUAUUAAAAACGGCAGCAGUAAUUCCCGAAUUUUUUAGAAUAGUAGUACUUUUCUAUGCGGUAUUUAUAAAUGAUCAUUGUAAUUCUCUUGGUGUUGAAUUGUAACCUAAAAGUAUAUCCAAUUGAAAGUUUUUUCCGUUUUUUAUUAACAACAAAAACGAAAGUUGCAAAUUAAAAAAUAAUAAUAUUCACAUAUGGUUUGUGGAGACCAUUUUUGGAGACUAGUUUAAGGGUAAAAAUAUAGUGUGGCAAGGCUUUGUAGAAGUAUAUCGGGAGUUUGCUCUGUGGAAAUAAAUUCAAUAGGAGAAGUUAAAAUUGGUUAAAUAUUUAAUUAAAACUAUUUUCAAUACAUUAAAAGAUAUUUAAAAUACAAAAUAAUUGUUUCUACAUGAUUUCGAUUUGAAGAUCGGUGAAAAAAGUAUGUUUUUGAGGAGUAAAUGAAUAUUGAAAAUUCUUAAUUUCAUCUAGUUCGCGUUUACUUUUAUGUGCAGUCGUUCUAUAAAAUUUCCGUCUGUGCGUGUGGUGGGUGUGAGCGGGAUAGCAAAAAUGUGCGUGCGUGCGUGCGUAAAAGGUGCCAAAGUGGAAUUGAAAUACACAAAAUGGAUGAAUAAUAAAAUUAAGAAAAUAACCAUUGAAAAAAGUACUGCAAAUAUGCUUACGAUCGCAAACAAUUAAUUUAAUUUUAUGACAAAUUUUAGUUCGUUGUCACUGAUAUCAGUGACAUAUAAAGGCUUGUCCUCUGCCACCUUUUCUCGUAGUUACUUAAACUUUGUUUUAUCAAGUAGUUUGCUUGGUCGUUUCAUUCUUAAAUACAUACAAGCGGACGGUAGAUAAUGCAAAAUGUAGGAUUGUGUGGAAAGAAAAUUGCAAAAAUAAAAGAUGCCUACAAAAAUAUCUUAAAUGCUGAACUAUCAGAACUAUUAUUAUUAGUAAAACCCACUCCAAUUUUGUUUUGACUAGUGUCAUGAUAAUGGUGGUAAAAUAACUAUUAUAUAAGUAUUAAGUGCUUAAAAAUUAAUAUAGAUCGAAUCAGGCAUUGAAGAAAAAAAUGCAAAUUGUAUUUUAACAUUUCUUUCCAAUACAAACUUGUAAUUUUUGGUAAAAGUUUUAAAGUAGAGAUCAAAUCAGAUAAAUAAUAAAUAUUAGUUGUACGCUGGAUGGCAACCUUUUAAGUCUGCAGUUGUCGCAUUUUCCAAAUCUGUACUUUCCACCGGCUUCGCUGUUUUUGUCUAUGCACUAUUUCUCCAAUGCAUGUUAUGAAGUGAAAUAUACGACAGGGACAAAUAGUGCAACUAAAGAAUAAUUUUGCAAACGUGUGAAUUGAAGUUGUCCAAGAGCGUAAACGAAACAGGGGCCAAGUAAGAAAGGGAGAUCCGAUAACUACGAGACGAGAAGUAUGUGUGAGUUGAAGGAAAAUUUAAGAGAAUAUUAACAAAGAUGAACCAAGUCAAAGAAAAGGAAACCAAAAAACCAACAAGAAAGAUAAAAUAAAAGGAGACAAUGAAACGAAUGAACCUCUGAGUUUUGUAUGAUUGGAAGUGUUUAAGAUAAAAGAUCGUUGUGUUUAAUUAAAUGUGAAGAUAUGAGAAAAUUUAAAGCUAAAGGCAAUAAACUAAACGAAGUAACAGAACAUUUUGACAAUUUGGUCACAAGCGAUUCGAGGAGGUUACUCGUCGUGUUCGGCCCAAAUGUGUGUAGAAAGUGUAGCAAGGUGCGCGGUGGUGUAGAGCAGGACAGGGCAGAGAAAAGCAAAUAAAUGAAGGCACAUCAAAAUGUGAAUAAGAGUACGGAGUAAAGUGUGAAAAGUGAAAAAUUUGCACAAUAAAAUUUCUUAAAAAAUCAAUAAAAAUACAAGAAGCAGAAAGUCCAGUUAAAAUAUUUGUGAAUAUAAAAAAUUAUCAUGCGCAUCUAAAGAAUAAUCGAUUCUACAACGGGCGCUACAAGCAACACAAGUUGUAAAAAAGAAGAAAGAGUUUUUGGUGUCAUCGAUUUUGCCAAUCAAAGGAUUUUGAACAGCUUUUUCAUUUUUCCAAUACGAUUACAUAGUCCAAUAAAAGUUUGCGUUGGACCCGCCGCCAAUAAUGCAUUUGGAGCGUGUUCGCAAAUGGUCUUGGAUCCAAUAAAGGGUCUUAAGCACCAUAACACAAUCCAAGGCAUUAGUCUUUGCGUUGGCGUAGGCGGGUACUGCGCUGAGCCUUCAUUCAAAGCACAAUAUGGACCCGCAUGAAUUAAAGCCUCCAGGGCCGGGUUUAUUAUCAAAUAGCACAACUAAUGCAGCGACCAGCGGUCAGCAGCAACAAUUAGGAGGAAGUGGGGAGCAACUAAAUCUACCUCCACCAUCACCCCAAGCAAGUGGAACUAGUGGAAUUAAUGGUGCAAUUGGAUCAUUAACAUCUGUAUCCUCUGCAAGUGGAUCUGUUGGUAGUUGUGCUAACAAUGUUAACAUCUUCUAUAGCAAUGUUGCUGCAUCGCAUCAACAACGGCCAUCUCCAAAUAAUACUAAUCUUGAUGGUGAUUCCGAUACAGAAUCUUUAGCCACCAUGUCGGCAAAAGCUAAGGCUGCAGCUGCAGCUGAACAAAAUCACAAUGUCUCGGCAACUAAUGGGCACAAUAGUGGGGCAAACACAGGAGUUAACAACCUAAGUGUAAAUGCCAAACAACAAAGACAACAAAAACGACGGCGCGAAAGAGCACAAAGAUUGCAGGCGGAACGAGAAAAUCGUUUUGCCAAUACUGUUAAUAAUAUCCCAAAUAGCGGUCUAUUGUACCACGCCAGUAGCGCAGGCAGCAUGGGCGAGGACAGUAAUAACUCGAACGGGAACUUUACGAGCAGUAGUAACGGCAGUAAUAACGUAAUGCCUCCAACUGAUAGUAUUGCGUCGUUACUACUCAAUCCUCCGCACUCGCCUGAAUGUAAUUCUGGUUUAAUGGCUACUCCAAGCGAUAGUGAAGGAGAAUCACUAGACGAAGAUUUACUCUCAACUUCAUCUUCUUCCACUUUACUAUUACCCCGCGAUAAGCCUCCACCGAGGCCGCCACCUCCGGUUCGACGAAAAUUGCCUCGAUCACCUGUCCUGGAAGAAGAAAUAAUUGAUGGUUUCGCAAUACUGGAAUUCAAGUCUUAUGAAGACCUAGAGUUCGCGAUAAAGUUGGGGCAAAAACGAAAGGAGAAACGAUUAUCAGCGUUGGAGGAACUAACUUGCACAUAUAGCAUUGAGGAGACCAAAAUGCCAAAGAUUAUUGAUACAGGUCAGCCUCAUCCAAUACGCGGAAGUGGUGCCCUUAACCUGCCAAUGAAUAAUAUAAAGGAUGGAAGUAAUAAUAUUCGUCUACAUAGCGGCAAUGGGAACAGCACUAAUUGUCAUCCAGCACAAACCGUUACAUCAUCUACAGCUGUGACAGUGCAAGAUCCUCCGUUAGAUGUUAUUGCGCCACCAUGGAAAAGCCAAUAUCAAAAUUCUAAUAAUAAUAACGUUGGAAGUCAUAUAACUAAUAUAAAUCAAAAUACUAUCAAUUGCAGUAGUGUGAGUGGUAAUAUUAUUAACAACACACAAAUCAAUACUGCUCCACCAACAACAAUGAUAUUAAACCACAAUGGCAACAAUAGUAGUAAUAGCAAUAAUAACAGUGAUGGCGCCGGAAGUAGUAGUAGUAGUAGUAGUAGUGGUAUUGCUGAAACAACCUCUAGCAACAUUAACAAUACAGAUGAGGAUGCUGUUAUGACAUCAGUUGAUGCAACAGAUGAUUGUCGAAGCGUUUUGAUUGCAAUGGAUAGUGGAGCGUCAUCUGGUAGCUCUACAAUGACCGUGAAUCCUAUAAUCGACAAUGCUUCCAAACCUAAAGAAAACAAUACAAAUAAUUCCAGAACAAGUACUGUAACUACCGAUGCCUCGAAUGUCACAUCAGUAUCGUCGCCAAGUUCUACAUUCUCAGUGCCACCACCAGCAUCUCUGGUGACAGCCAGUGCUUCUACUUCGUUAUUAGAGAAGUGCAGCAGCAGUAGUGCGUUGGCGAACAGUACAACACAAGUAAUUCCAGCGGAACCGCCAGCACCAAUAAGUGAUGGCUAUCGCAAUGCAAUGCAUUUAGAAAAUGUUAAGAUUGGUUCAAACACAUCAUCUGCGAAUAAAUCAUCCAUGGAUGUAGCUUUUGGUAGUAACAGUGGAUCCAAUUCAAAACAUACAAGUCAUUUUAUAAGUAUGACAUCCAAUGUAUCAAACACCACACAGUUAGGGAACAGUAACAACAGCAGUAGCGGUGAAUUGGCAACAGAUAUGCGAGGAUCAGGCUCAACGGCGACGGCAUCUGCGACGGUUGCGGCAGCAUCACAGCAGUCUGUGCCGAAAAUUGCUCAGCCAACACCAACUAAAGAUGAAGUAUUUGAUCGCAUACGCGACGCGGGCGUCACAUGCAAAAGUAUUGGGAUGGGGCUUAAUAUCUGUGAUAAUGAUGAAAACAAGGGCUCUGAAAGGUUGGGACCUAUAGUUUUUCCAUCAACUCCUACUCAGCACAUCGCAAAUGCGACACCGAGUCCAACCACUCCACGUAAAUCAUCAGAUUAUCCACAGCAAGCGACAGGUGUCAGCAUCAAAAGUGAAAACAAUGAGAGUUUUCCAGCGCCAAUGGUCUCUGCGGUGGCUGGGGUGGGCCCGACAAUUGGUGGUGUGGGUGGUGGAGUCGGGAGCGGAGUUCCAGGAAUGUCCCCAGUUGCGAUGGCGCAACAGAAUAAAGAAAGUGUUCCAUUGGGAAAGAAUAGUAGUCAAACUAUUGUUCAUUCAGUCGAUGGAAUGCCACCUGGAUCGGGUGUUCAUUCACCGAUGGUUCAGACAGCAAGUUCAAGUGGGCCUCCAACACCUGUACAUACGGUUACAAUUACUAAUGAAAAGACACCGUCUGGUUCAAGUGCGCAGCAACAAAUGCAACAACAGCAGCAGCAACAUCAACAAUUGCAUUCACCACAACAGCAACCAACGGUGGCAGGCGGUCAACUUCAGCCAAAUCCGCCACCUUCUUUCUCCACUCCAUCGCACCAGAUAUCUGCGGAAACCAGAAAUUUGGUCCCAUCCUCGCCUGCAGCCCAACAUAUUGACAGCCCAUUUGCUUCAAAGCUAGCAACAAAUCCAGUUGGCGCACAUCUGGUUACGUCGCCAAUCAAUGCCUCAAUUCACGGAAAGAAUUUACCACCCACACAAGGUAACGGUGUACAAUCUUCGGUAGCACAGAUUUCAAUGAUGCCGGCACCAAUUACUACUACGGUGACAUCGGCGUCGGCAAUCGGUGGCUUCGGAGUUAACAGCAGACUAGGACCUGCACCACCUAUGCACCAUUUACAAAGUGGAUUUUCUUCCGUACAAGCUACUAGUUCUAGUGUGGGUGUAAAACCGAUAGACGUGACAGGUACAACGGAUGUGCCAAUACCAAAAAGUAUUGCCGCACCACCACCUGUGAUGAAUGGCUUCCUACCCGCUUUCAUGCCAGGUAAUGCAUCAACGCAAAAUAAUGUUCGUAUUUCACCACACAUGGGUCAUAUGGCACCAGUAACUAGCGGUAUGCCGCCUAUCUCUGUUGUGCCCAUAACAUCGACUUCGACUGCACCUAUAACGGGUAUUCCAGGAUCUGUUACGAAUUCGAAUGUGACAAUGUCUUUGCCAGUUACAGUGGCAUCCUCGUCAGCAUCAAUGACACCUGUAACCAUGUCCAGUAUGCCAAAGGGUCCUUACGUGGUUAGCGCAGCACCGGCAAGCACAAUGUCAAGUAGUGCGGCAGCUCCCAAUCAUGGCAUGUUUGUGCAAGCCAAUCCAGCAAUUGCUUUAUCCGGUGCACCACCAAUGUUGGGUGGUGUGCCUAACGGUAUUGCACCAAUGCUGAUACAUUCACCGUAUCGUACGCCGUACCCGGGUUAUCCAUUAUAUGCGCCAUACAGCGGUCUGCCUCACAGUCCCUAUCUGCCACCGGCCGUGCCAUCACCCAAUGCAUCUCCUCGUACAAUUGAUACACGUACGGGCAGAGAAAUACAAUCGGUAGCUCCUUCGCCUAAAGUGAUUUCAACCGGCAUGCGUCCGGUGACUCCAGUGAGCAGCUCAACUGCGGCCUCGGCGGCGCCAGUUAGUUGUAGUGGCGGCACAACGAUUGCCGCACCGCCACCGCCGGCUACUUUAUCGUCGGUUCAGAUGCCAAUGUCGGGUUUACCACCAGGUUCAGUUCCAGGUCCUGGUCUACCACCAGGUCAGCAGACUACGCAUCUACUGCAUCAUAUACCUUAUGGAGCAAAUCCACAUGGACCGCCACAAUCAGUGCCAAGUAGUGCAGGAUUCCCAAUGAACAUUGGAGCGCCAAAUAACAGUCAUAUUUACAGUAGUGGUGCCCAUAGUAGCGGCAAUAACACGAAUACUACAACAACUGCUUCAGUAGCAAAUGCAACGGCUUUAAGCAGUAACAGUAAUAACAGUGGCAACAGUAGUAACGGUGGUCACUCUAGUGCUAGUGGUGUGUCUAUAGGCGGCGGAAAUACAACAAUGCAAUUACAACGGGGUGAUAGUUCCCAUUUACUACCACCUCCACCGCCACAUAUGCUUUCUCAUCCCAACCUACCGCCGCCGCCCAGCCAUGUGGCGGGAGGUCCGCACAUGCCCCCCAUACCACAUAUGCUAAUGCAUCCACAACAUGGAAUGUUGCGCGGCAUUUCUCCCAGUACUGCCAACACGAACAGCAGUAAUAAUUCUGCACUACCGUUAAUUGGUGGUCCUAGUUCUUCAUCUGUGAUUCAGAGAGUUAUCUCCCCGAAAAGUGAAAAUCCCAGCAGAGAGCGUGAUAUUGCGUACAGUAUACCGCGCUCAGCGUCAUCUAUCAAUACUCACAGCAGCGCCAGCAACAGUACACCAACAGGUGCUCCACCAUACAUGACAACUGCAGUUAGCAGCAGUAGUGUAGGGUCAGCCAUGCCGGUACCCUAUAGUAGUAACACGGUUUCCGCUUUGCAUACAAUGCAUUCGCAUCCAACAACCACCAUGGCAUCGCCACAUCAACAUAUUUCCACACCGCCUAGUCUGCCCUAUCCACCAAAAAACACAUUAUGGCCCAGUUCAUCGCUGCAAUUAACACCAUCAACGUCGGCGACGAUCAGCACGUCAUCAACAUCAAGUUUGGCAACACGGCCAACACCGCCGCCGGCGCAACCGCAAUCGUCACUGAACGUAGCUAGUGCGACGGCGGCUUCAAAUGCUGCGGCAGCUGCUGCUGCUUCUAUGCCUGCAAAUUCAGCUUCUCCCCAAACAUCGCACUCUGCCUCUGGAGCCGUUUCUACCUUUCAGCCAUCAUUUUUCAUUACUCCAUUGCCACCUCCUCCACCCACAGUGUCUGCGUCAGCGAUGAGCAGUAGCGCAACAACACCAUCUGCAACGAUGGCGGCCUCUUCGGGAGCUGGCACGAUAGUUGCACCUGGCGCAGCGUCUAUUGGUGCUGUAAUAUCAUCAUCUUCAGUAUCCGCUUCGCAAACGACUGUGACAACAGCAACCAGUACGCCAGUAACAACAUCGGCACCGCAUCCCUUCUCAGCUGAAUCUCUAUUUCAAACUAGCAAAAAUGAUCAAGCCGAUCUGUUGAGGCGUGAAUUGGACAGCAGGUUUCUCGAUCGUUCUGGUUUGGCUGUACAACCGCCGGCACAACCACCACCUUCCACGUAUUUGCGUCAGGAGCUGCACCAUCAUCAGCACCAACAUACACACCUACAUCAGCAUCAACAGCUUAUCCCAGCCGCUUUGCCGGCCGCACUACCAGCUGCACCGCCCCCAGCACCGGCACCUAUCUUCCCGCAAUUAUUCAAAGACAUUCCAAAAAUUGCGGCAGUGGAUACGCCGUUUUAUCGCACCGGUAUUGGUUUACCUGGCUAUCCGGGAUAUAAUUCAGGAUUGUUACAUCCAGGGCUAGGCGGAGCAACGCCUUUUAUGCCGCCUGGUCACUUAACUUCAUUCGCUCCAAAGCCGCCACCGCCAUCGUCGCCCUCCGCUAACACCAAUGCCACGAACUCAAACAAUCCACCAACGAAUCUUGAUUCCUCUAAAUCUGCGAGGUUUACGAAAACUGGUCGUUGGAAUGCCAUGCAUGUGCGUAUCGCGUGGGAAAUUUACUAUAAUCAAAACAAGCAAAAUCCUGAUAAGUUGGCCAAUACGCAGCUCGGUGGGGGAAAUCCAGUGGGCGUAGCACAAGGUGGUGCUACUUCUUCUUUAAGUGCGGCCAGCACUGUUGGACCAUCGCCUUCAUCAGCAGUAACGUUAAGCGGCCUUAAAACAUCGCCAGCGCUGUCGUUGAGUUCCGCUUCACCACAUUUGCUGCAUCGUCCUGGUGACUUGCCACCCGGAGCUAUGGCGGCCUAUGCGGGCGCUUUGCCCGGACGUUCGCCAUUUGAAACAUCGCCAUUAUCGACGAGUUUCAUAGGAGCACCACCCAGUCAUAUUGGCACUGCAGUGUCACCAUACGGACGUUAUGCUGCACCUUUUGGUUUCGGUCUAUCGCAUUUCGGCUGUGAAACGUGGCGACCGCUGCAACGUACUGUCUCUUAUCAUCCUGGCGCUACCAGUUCUCCCAUGUGGCCACUCAAACCUGAUCCGGCACUGGACAAUGCUCGGCGUGAGGCGGAGGAACGUGAACGUGAGCGCGAAAUGCGUGACCGGGAACAACGUGAACGAGAACGACAACGUCGUGAACGUGAAGAGCGCGAACGUAAAGAAAAGGAAGAGAAAAUGAAACGUGAACAGCAAGAACGUGAGCGCGAACGAGAGCGUGAACGGGAGCGUAAAGAACGUGAACGCCGUGAAUUGGAACGACGAGAGUUGGAGCGAGAACGCAUGUUGCAGCAACAACGCAUAAACGAGAGCAACAAACUAUCGCAAGCCGCAGCUGCUGCUGCUGCUAUGAACACAACGCAACGUGAUCGUUCUCCACAUCGCAACAUCAACGAUCAGCUGGGCGGGCCCAGCGUUGGCGAGAUACGUAUCAAAGAGGAACACCCGCGCACCAAAGAAGAACAAGACGCAAUACUCAUGCGUGCUUCAGCAGCUGCAGCCGCGGCGGGCGACGCACGUUAUCAUCAAUCCAUAGCGGUGGCGCAAGCUAGUGCGGCGGCUGCCGCUCAUCAUGCAUCAUUUAUGGCCGGACGACAUGGACCACAUGCCGUAGGACCACCACCACCGCCACAUCUCGCGCGUUCAAUGAUGCCACAAGCAUUAGGCGGACCACCAAUGACACAUUUCGGCCCACCCGGUCCACCCGGUUGGCCAAUGGAUCCCUACCGUGAUCCAUAUGCACCAAUGCUACGUUAUAAUAUAAUGGAGGCGUUACGUCACGAAGAGGAGCGACACAAAGUCGCCUUAAGUAUGUAUGCGGCGCAGUCAGCUGCACAUCUACGCGGUAAAGAGCCCAGCCCCAUACCGCCGCCGACAGUGGGCGGUCCUUUAGGGCCACCGCCGCCACCACCACAUCAUCGUAUUCAACAGUCUCCACAUCAUCAACAAACGGGUAGUGUGCCACCGCCACCGACGAUCAUCGGCAAGCCUUCGACGCUUGGCGGCAUGCCACAUCCGAUUGCCGUCGAUGGCCAUCACCCCACAAAGAAGGAAGACGGUGGUCCGAAUGUAGGUGUUAGUGGUAUGCAAACAGCGCCGUCGCCAUCAGCAUCGGGUCGAUGAUAAAUAACAACUUAUACAUAAAAUGUAAAGUUGACAAACGGUGGUUGAAAGUUGCAAAAUUUUGCUAAUAUUUUUGUAAAUGUGUUUUUAUUUUGUGCAAAACUUGAUUGCUUUAGCUACAGUUACUUUUAAUUCUUGGAUAUAAUUUAAUGUGUAGCAGCUUGUAUAAAGCCGAACCUGGUAUAUAUGUAUGUAUAUACCAUAUAUACGCAAUAUUUAUUCAAAAGUAAUGCAAGUGACGUAUAUGCAGCAGAGGGAUGUAACUAUUAUAAAGACUUUUGAAUAUCUUUCUUAAAAAAUAGCGAUAUUCUACGAAGCAAUUCGUAGACGUUUGCAACUGUAUAAAAUUUAAUUUUAUUGUAUAAAAUAUUUAAAAACAAAUAUAAUAUUAGCAGGUGAUAUGUAUAUGAGAGGAAAAGUGUGAAAAAGCAUACAUUAAAUUUGUCAACAUACAUACAUAAAUAAUAACAAAUCGCAGACUCGAACUUAUGCAUACUCGAUAUAUCUUAGUGGUAAAUAAAACUUAAAGUAAAAAUCCAAAUUGACAAGUUGGCGGACAUACAGACAGCAUGUAAGAUAUUAUAGGCGACCUGUCGAAUUGCGGCGAUUACAAUUAGACCGACUUUAUAUAUAUAUAAACAUACACAAACACAUACACAUACAUAUUUACAUUUGUACGUACGGACACUUAACAUGUGCAAGGAAAACUUUCAGAAAACAAAAACGGGAGACCAGUUAGUUUGUAAUUGUAUUAAAAUUGGUAGUACAUACGUAGGUUUAUAUACAUUCAUAUAUAAUAAAAUGCAUAAUAAAAUUUAAUUAGUACGUAAAUCGUGAGCACAGAACCCCCGUGUAUCCUUUCCACAUCCGCUAAUCCAAAAAUUUCCACCAUCUACCUAAUGUAUGUCCAUAACUGCACCUAAAACAAAGUAUAUAUACACAUAAAUAUUUAGAGCAUUUGUAUUAUUUGUAUAAUGAUGGUAUAAAGCAACAAAUUAUAUAUUAAAUUUAUAAUUACAAAAUUAUUAAACUUAAGUAGCUUUACAUUAUUUAUAAAAAAUCCAAAAUAAACUAAAAAUUAAGAGGAAAGUGAAUGAGUAAGAUACAUACACGCAACACGAGAAAUAUAACAAAUAAAAAAGUAAAAA
This is a messenger RNA of Bactrocera oleae (olive fruit fly), 10905 nucleotides long. The record is from RefSeq and is a predicted model, not a curated record. Lineage: Eukaryota; Metazoa; Arthropoda; Insecta; Diptera; Tephritidae.